AUGUCUCUCCAGUUUUCUCAACAGGCACCGUGGAGGAACAACAACAUCACCUUUCUGAACAAAGAGCCUCCUGUCUCAGAACAAGGAGAGACUAUUAUAGGCUUCUACCUACUGGCUUUAGGAUGGAUGUCUUGGUUUGGAAACAGCAUUGUGAUUUUUGUACUCUAUAAGCAGAGAGCUGUCCUGCAGCCCACGGAUUAUCUUACAUUUAAUCUGGCUGUAUCAGACGCAAGUGUGUCUGUGUUUGGUUAUUCCCGAGGGAUCAUUGAAAUCUUCAAUGUCUUUAAAGAUGAUGGAUUCCUCAUCACAUCGAUAUGGACAUGCCAGAUUGAUGGAUUUCUGACACUUCUGUUUGGCCUGGCUAGCAUUAAUACCCUUACAGUGAUCAGUGUGACUCGCUACAUAAAGGGCUGCCAUCCAGACAGAGGGCAUUGCAUUAGCAACAGCAGCAUCACUGUGGCCCUGGUUCUCAUCUGGAUAGCAGCUUUCUUCUGGUCAGUGGCUCCAAUACUUGGAUGGGGCAGUUAUACAGAUCGCAUGUAUGGCACAUGUGAGAUAGACUGGGCAAAAGCCAACUUCUCUACAAUCUACAAGUCCUACAUUGUGUCUAUAUUUAUCUGCUGUUUCUUCCUACCUGUGAUUGUCAUGGUCUUCUCAUACGUGUCCAUCAUCAAUACUGUCAAGUCAAGCCAUGCACUAACUGGAAUGGGUGAUCCAACAGAUAGGCAGAGGCAAAUGGAGCGAAAUGUCACUCGGGUUUCUAUUGUCAUUUGCACAGCCUUUAUUAUAGCAUGGUCUCCAUAUGCUGUCAUCUCAAUCUGGUCUGCCUGUGGCUACUCUGUGCCCAAUCUAACCAGUAUCUUUGCCAGUCUGUUUGCCAAGUCUGCCAGCUUCUACAACCCCAUUAUCUACUUUGGAAUGAGCUCCAAAUUCCGAAGGGACAUUUUCAUCUUGCUGCAUUGUGCUAAGGAGACUAAGGACCCCGUGAAGCUCAAACGCUUCAAAAACCUCAAGCAGAAGCAGGAGCCUUCUCCUUCUCAGAGAGAAGAGAAAUACGCAGCGGCGGUCCAGCCUGCACCCAGUCCUGAUUCUGGGGUAGGGAGUCCAACCAACACCCCACCUCCCAAAAACAGGGAAGUGUAUUUUGGUACCUUUGAUUCUGCAUCUACCAACCCUGAUAUUGAAUGUGAUAGACUGUAA
Emys orbicularis (European pond turtle) is the source of this 1200-nucleotide messenger RNA. Its product is annotated as opsin-5-like. The record is from RefSeq and is a predicted model, not a curated record. Gene Ontology annotation, molecular function: G protein-coupled photoreceptor activity. Gene Ontology annotation, cellular component: plasma membrane. The coding region runs from base 1 to 1200 and encodes 399 amino acids. Lineage: Eukaryota; Metazoa; Chordata; Testudines; Emydidae. The transcript has 6 exons. Gene Ontology annotation, biological process: phototransduction; cellular response to light stimulus; G protein-coupled receptor signaling pathway.